This is a messenger RNA of Aspergillus mulundensis, 2748 nucleotides long. RefSeq names its product mitochondrial intermediate peptidase. Gene Ontology annotation, biological process: peptide metabolic process. Gene Ontology annotation, molecular function: metalloendopeptidase activity. Gene Ontology annotation, cellular component: mitochondrion. The record is from RefSeq and is a predicted model, not a curated record. The coding region runs from base 1 to 2748 and encodes 915 amino acids. The transcript has 2 exons. NCBI's taxonomy places the organism in Eukaryota, Fungi, Ascomycota, Eurotiomycetes, Eurotiales, Aspergillaceae.
AUGCCGCGACCGUGGAUCUGUCGCACUUGUCGACUGCAACCAAGACCAGGCCUGCACCGUCGCUCCAUCACCACCACCUCCGCCUUCCGAAAUAUUGCUUCUGCUUCUGCGUCUGCCACCCCUGUCCAUUCCUCGAUCUCCAAGGGUUCCGACGACAAUACUCUCCGUCGGGUCUUCGACUCGCAGUCCUUUUGGCGCGAUUUCUCCGAGUCGUCAUCCUUCUCUCCCGACCGGAAGCCGACCGGCCUUGUACAGAAUCAGUACUUGGCGAGUCCCGAUGGAUUCCGCGCCUUCGCGCAGGUAUCGCUGCAGAAAUGUCAGGCGAUAGUAUCUCGAGUCCUCGCUGCGUCGACGGUCGACGAAUACCGGGGUUUAGUACGUCAGUUGGACCGUCUUAGCGACCUGCUGUGUCGCGUCAUAGAUCUGUCCGACUUUAUCCGGGCCUUUCAUCCGGAUCUGCCCGUCCAAGAGGCGGCCAGUCAGGCAUAUGCCUUGAUGUUCGAGUAUAUGAAUGUGCUCAACACCACAACCGGCCUACAUGAUCAACUACGUGCGGCACUGAAUAAACCGGAUGUCACGGCACAUUGGUCCUCCGAGGAGACCAUUGUCGCCCGUAUUCUUCUCCAGGAUUUUGCCAAUUCGGCGAUUCAUAUGCCUCCGCCUGAGCGGCAGCGAUUUGUCACUCUUUCCAACGAGAUCAGCCAACUUGGGUCUGCCUUUGCCCAUGGCGCGGAACCAGCGCGGUCGCAUGUCGUUCUGCCCACGAAUGACCUUCGUGGCCUGGAUCCUAUGUUGAUUCAGCAGAUCAGGCGAUGGAACCCCCGUUCCGCCGCUGUUCCUACUUCCGGGUUGAUUCCGCGCUUAGCCCUACGUUCCGCUCACGAUGAGAGAGUUCGUCGCGAGAUCUACCAGGCUACACGCACCGCAAGCUCACGGCAGGUUGAGCGUCUUGAACAGUUGCUGGCCAAGCGCACGGAACUCGCCAAGCUCGCGGGCUUCGAGACCUUUGCGCAUAUGACCCUGAAUGACAAGAUGGCCAGAAGCCCUGCUGCUGUUUCCGAAUUCCUAACCACUCUCAUGACGAGCAACCGUCCGGAUGUUCACGAAGAAUUGGCCCAGCUACAGGCACAAAAGGGGAGCCAGCUGCAGCCCUGGGAUCACGCAUACUACGUUCACAAGCGCGUACGACAAUAUGAAACCUCCCAACAGACCCGCAAAUCACGGGAGUUGGCUGCCAUCCCCGAGUUCUUUUCACUUGGAACAGUAAUGCAGGGAUUGUCUCGUCUGUUUGAUCGCCUUUAUGGCGUUCGUUUGGUUCCCCGUGAGACUUCUCCUGGCGAGACCUGGACAUCCGAUGUUCGCCGUCUGGAUGUAGUAGAUGAGGCAAAUCGUCCACUAGCCGUCAUCUACUGCGACUUGUUCUCUCGCCCUGGAAAACACCCUAAUCCGGCUCAUUUCACUUUGCGAUGUGCCAGAGAGAUUACUCAAGAGGAGAUUGCCGAGUCCGCAGCGAUGGACGGAUCCGAGAUUGUAGCCCACCCGAACGAUGGUAUGGCGACAGCAAUUGAUGCGGAAUCCAAAACACUCCGUCAAUUACCUACCAUUGCUCUCGUGUGCGACUUCCCCGAGCCUUCGUCUUCCACGCCAUCACUGCUUAGCGAGCACAGCGUGCGCACGCUCUUCCACGAGAUGGGACACGCCCUGCACUCUAUUCUGGGCCAGACCCGGUUACAGUCCAUCUCGGGUACGCGUUGCGCAACCGACUUCGCCGAACUGCCGUCGGUAUUGAUGGAACGUUUCGCGACCGACCCGUCCGUGCUAGCCCUCUACGCUCGCCAUUGGCAAACCGACCAACCCCUAUCCGAAGCCAUGAUCCACCAUAUGGCUCAGGACCGGGCCGCACACGGCGCCAUCUACGGGGCAGUCGAAAAUGAGGCCCAAAUUCUCAUGGCACUCGUCGAUCAAGCCUAUCACACAACCACUACCGAAAACUCCUUCCUUGACACCACCCAGCUCUAUCAGCAGGUCUACUCAACGCACGCCAGCCUUCCAGACCCAGUAGACGAGCAUGGCCGCCCUACGACCUCCUGGCAGGGGUUCUUCGGGCACCUGUACGGAUACGGCGCCACGUACUACAGCUACAUCUUUGACCGCGCCAUCGCUAACAAGCUGUGGGAAGACGUGUUCGGGGCUGGAGCUGCAGCCGUUGACCGCUCCGCUGGAGAACGAUACAAGAAUGAGGUUCUGCGGUGGGGUGGUGGGCGCAACGGAUGGGAAUGCGUUGCCGGGGUCCUUGGAGCGCAGAACCCGUCAAACACCAACGGUCGUCUUGUCGAGGGAGGCGACGAGGCGAUGCGUGAAGUUGGAAGCCACAUGCACGGCACUGUAAGUGAUGUGAUCUCCAGCAGGGAUGCGACAGUAGCGCCACUGCAACGCCCGUCAGGAGGCUUGGGACGACGUCGUCCACCAUUCCAGCCUCUAAAACCUUGGAGUGCGGAGUACGUCGCCCUCGUCGGCUUAUUUCUCGCUCGCACCCCCAGUCUCGCUCCUACUGGAUAUACAUUCUGGAUGUCUCACUUCCCCCCCAACGCCGUUACUCAACCCACUUCAGGUCUUUUCUUGAACACGUCAGACAAGUACCACUACUACAGCUACAUUUCCCUCGUGGGCAAAGUUGUCCAUGUUCUCCCCCGGGAAGCUCGCAGUAUAGGCGAGGGGGCUAUGCUACGUUCCACAACAAUAAUGUAG